Messenger RNA from Drosophila arizonae, 1966 nucleotides. Its product is annotated as carcinine transporter. Gene Ontology annotation, cellular component: membrane. NCBI's taxonomy places the organism in Eukaryota, Metazoa, Arthropoda, Insecta, Diptera, Drosophilidae. Gene Ontology annotation, biological process: transmembrane transport. The record is from RefSeq and is a predicted model, not a curated record. Gene Ontology annotation, molecular function: transmembrane transporter activity.
AUAGUCAGCCAGCACACAAAUAGAAACAGACAAUGAAAGAUAAACUGGAGGAGGUGAUAGCCAACAGUAGAAAGCUAUCUACGGCAGCCAACAGUGUCAGUGAAAUGGAUCUGGAUGAGUCCGAGCUGAACGAUCCGUUCCAGGCGCUCAUGGAGAAGGCGGGCAACCACGGCCGCUACCAGACACUCUACAACUAUGUGUUCGUCGCCGGGCUGGCGUUCGCCGGCGCCAUGGUCUACAUGAACAUCAUCCUGGCGCUGAACAUACCGGAUCACUGGUGCACGGUGCCGGGCAGGGAGCACACCAAUCUCACAAUGAAUCAGUGGCUCGAUUUGACGCUGCCCAAGCAGACUGACAAUCGGGGCAAGGAGACGCACAGCAACUGCGAAAUGUACGAUGCAAACUUUACAGAGUUAACUGAUUUUUCGGCCUGGCGCAGCAGCCGCAGCAAGAAUCAGACGACAGCUUGCCAGCACGGUUGGACCUACGACCAGACCUGGUAUGACAGCACAAUACCCACGGACCAGGACUGGGUCUGCGCCAAGGAUUUGUUCGUGACAAAUGUGUUCGUUGUCGGCCGCGUGACCGAGGUGGUCGGCUCAUUUAUAUUUGGCCAAAUGGGCGAUUCCUUCGGACGCAGCGUGGUCUACUACAUUAGCGUCAUCUUCUGCUCGGUGGGGCGCCUGGGGUCUGUGCUGUGCACGUCCUCCUACACGUGGUUCCUCAUCAUGUCCGGCAUUGUGGGCCUCACCGUAAACAGUCUCUUCCAAUCGCCGCAAAUCAUUGGCAUGGAAAUCUCCCGAGAGGAGGAUCGCAGUCGCAUCGCCCUCUUCCAGAGCGUGGGCUGGUCCGUGGGCACGACGCUGAUGCCGCUUCUCUUCUGGUGGCUGCGCCACUGGGAAUCCUUUAUGUGGCUGACUUCGCUGCCCACGGCGAUGGUCUUGCUGUUCUCCAAAUAUGUCAUCGAAUCGCCGCGCUGGUUGAUUAGCAAGCGACGCUUUCGCGAGGCCAUUGUCCAGUUCAAGAAGAUUGCCAGAAUUAAUGGACGCACAUUCGAUGUGACCGAGAAGGAGCUGACCGAAAUCUAUAGCCAGGACAAGCACGAGGUCACCUAUGGCAUGGCCUCGCUCUUCGCCGGCUGGCGGCUGGCCCGCAACACCACAAUCAUGGGCUUUAGCUGGUGCGUUGUUGCCGUUUCCUACUUCACGCUGGUGCUCUUCAGCUCGCGCAUGGCCGGCAAUCCGUUUUUGAACUUUUUGUACCAGAGCAUUGUGGAAAUACCCGCGUACAUGGUGGGCAAGUACAUGGGCGACAAGUACGGCCGGCGCUUUACCAAUUCGGUGUCCUUCCUCACCUCGUUCCUCACCUGCCUGCCCAUCAUCGCCUAUGCGACGGACGAGCGAUUCGAGUGGCUGAUGAUCUACCUGUCCACCUUCAUCAAGUUCCUCAACGCGCUCACCUUCUUCACGGCCAACCUGCAGUGCCUGGAGAUCUACCCCACGUGCAUGCGCCAGACGGGCAUCGCACUGGGCACCAUUUUGGCGAAUGCGAUCGGAGUGCUGGCUCCGUACCUGGUGUACCUGGGGACGACGGUGAAUAUACGCGCGCCGUACUACAUUCUGGGCACCCUGUUUCUGCUGGGCGGAAUCGGUGCGCUGUUCCUGCCCGAGACGCUGCACAAGAAGCUACCAGACACCAUCGAGGAGGCAAAGAACUUUGGCAGACACGAUAAAUUCUUCAGUCUGCCAAAAGCGCCGCCGGUGCUGAGCAAGACGCCAGAUGCCGAGCCGGAGCUAACCAAGCUGAAUCAGCCUUCAUUUGCGCCAUGAAUCAGUAGCUACAGCUCAAGCGGAAUCUGAAGUCGAGCCAGGAGCUGACGCAGAAAGGCAAUUGAUUUGCUGUGGCCCGUUGUGAUGUUACAUUAAGUACGCCCCAAGUAUUACGAAUAAAGUGUUGUUAUACUUAA